AUGGAAGGCUUAUAUUUUAAUAUUGACAAUGGGUACUUAGAAGGUGUUAUUAGAGGUUAUAGAAAUGGUUUAUUAACUUCCCACCAAUAUUUAAAUUUGACCCAAUGUGAUACUUUAGAUGACUUAAAGUUACAAUUAUCUUCCACUGAUUAUGGCAAUUUUCUAUCUAAUGUCUCUUCUGAACAAUUAACUACAAGCAGUAUACAAGAAAAUACCAGCGCUAGAUUAUAUAACGAGUUCAACUAUAUCCGUGAUAAUUCCAGUGGGAUAACCAAAAAGUUUAUGGAUUAUAUGACUUAUGCUUAUAUGAUUGAUAAUGUUGCCUUAAUGAUCACUGGUACCAUACAUAACCGUGACAAAGCGGAAAUGUUAAACAGGUGCCACCCAUUGGGUUGGUUUGAUACUUUACCAACCUUAAGUGUUGCUACUGAUUUAGAAUCUUUAUACCAAAUGGUGCUAGUUGAUACUCCCUUAUCUCCAUACUUCCGUGAUUGUUUUGGUGAUUCCUACCAGGAAUUAGACGAUAUGAACAUAGAAAUUAUCAAAAAUAAAUUGUACAAACAAUACUUACAAGAUUUUUAUCACUUUGUUUCCACCGAGUUGGAAAACCCAACCAAGGAAAACAUGCAAGAAAUUUUGAACUUUGAAGCUGAUCGUAGAACCAUCAACAUUGUUUUGAAUUCUCUUGAACAUCCUGAAGUUUUAGACUUGGAUUUAAAAAAACAAUUGAUUCCUGAAAUGGGUAAAUUGUAUCCUAUUGGUCAACAACAACUCUUAGUUGCUAAUGAUUUGGAUUUUGAGAGUAUUAAGAAUAUAAUUGAAUCAACAGUUUAUGAAUAUCGUGGUAUAUUUGAAACAAAUGGGUCAUCUAGUGCCGCAGAUUCUGAUAUUGGUAACAAUGCAUCAUCAAGUAGCAACUUGGAGGAUCAUUUUUAUCAAUUGGAAUUGGAUUUGUGCAAAGAUUGUUUCACUCAACAGUUUACUUUAUCUACUAUUUGGGCUUGGAUGAAGUCUAAGGAACAAGAAGUUAGAAAUAUUACUUGGAUUUCAGAGUGUAUUGCUCAAAACCAAAGAGAAAAGAUCAACAACUAUAUAAGUGUUUAUUAA
This is a messenger RNA of Saccharomycodes ludwigii, 1107 nucleotides long. RefSeq names its product H(+)-transporting V0 sector ATPase subunit d (gene VMA6). The record is from RefSeq and is a predicted model, not a curated record. The transcript has a single exon. Gene Ontology annotation, biological process: vacuolar acidification; proton transmembrane transport; vacuolar transport. The coding region runs from base 1 to 1107 and encodes 368 amino acids. Gene Ontology annotation, cellular component: fungal-type vacuole membrane; proton-transporting V-type ATPase, V0 domain; vacuolar proton-transporting V-type ATPase complex. Lineage: Eukaryota; Fungi; Ascomycota; Saccharomycetes; Saccharomycodales; Saccharomycodaceae. Gene Ontology annotation, molecular function: proton-transporting ATPase activity, rotational mechanism.